AUGUUGAGACCUACCAACAGCUUUGGGUUAGCUGAGCUUGGAAGCCGCGCCUACCCCCGGCCCCGCACUGCCUCGGGGUCCCUCUCCCGCCCGCGGGACCCGCGUGUGCGCCCUCCGCGCCGCCAGGGGGCGCCCGAGGGAGAGGGGCUGCGCUGCCAUUGGAGGAGCCGGGCGGCUUCGUGCCUAUUGGAUAAUGGGUUUGGGGGGUGCGGUGGUGGUUUGCGGGUUUGGAGCUCGGCAGCCGCAGGCUUUGAGGCUCUCAGUGCUGCAGGUGGAGGGCGGCGCGGAGCCAGCGCAGUGAACCAGUUUUGCAGGAUGAGUGCUGUGACUGAAGAAGUUAAGCCAGAAGAUGGCAAACUGGAACCUGAAAAAAAAAUAUUUUAUUGUGAAGUUUGUAAAGUUCCAUGUAUGAGCUCUAUAAGUCUUCAGUCACACUAUCGUGGGGCAAAGCACAGAAAGAAAGAGAAAGCCCUGAGACCCAAGACUGUCUAUUGUCCUCCAGCUCCAGCCCAAUCUUGGAUGAAGUAUGAAACACAGAGACCAGUGAAGAGAGGACUCACAAAGCACAUAACCUGUCUUAAGGACUUUAUGAAUGAUCCCAAAAGAGAAGAGCCUCUAGUUGGUCUAGAACACGUGGUUGAAUUCAGAUUUGAAGGAAGAAAAGAGCCGCAUUAUGAGUGCAGGCUGUGUGGGUUUAAUACAGAGAUGGCACCUAUGAUAGAACAUCUUAGUGGAUAUAAACACAGAAGAGCAUACAUUUCUACACAAUUUCCUGCUAAAAUGAAGAGAAAGACAACAGAUGUAAAAGAAUGUAAAGUUUCAUUUCUUAGGCGGAUAGCAGGAGAGCUAGAGAAGACUGAAGGAUUAAAAAUGUAUAAGAUUGAAGGUUACAUAAGACCAAGUAUCUCAUCCCCAUCAAAGAAGAAAGCAAGGUGGGAGGAUGAUUAUGAGCAUGAGAAUGAUCCUGUUCGGAAACAGAAAGCUCUAGAGUUCUUGAAGACUUUUCACAUCACCUCGGACUCAGAAGCAACACUUGUUGUUCAUAUUACACAGGAACUCACAGAAGCUUUGAAGGCCUUUUGUGAAAAGAAAGCAGCGGUUAAUUAUACUAACAGUCUGAGGCCACUGAUGUCAGUAUCUCAUGAUGAAUUUCCAGGAAGGAAAAGCAUCCCAAAACACUAUACACCAUAUGGAAAAUCCAAAGGAAAUCCUACCUGGAGUCAAGGUUUUUUGUCUCAGUAUGAAGAGUGUUCUGCAGAUGCUUCUGUCACUCCUGCUAACCAAACAGAUGAUGGAUCAUCUUCCUAUGGACUAAGAUCUAACGCCUUUGCAAUGAUGUCUGCACUCAGGGACUCUUUUGCUCUUCAGACUGGAAGUCCUGCCAGUUGUAUCAGUGAAUGGCUGAGACAGUUCAGCCAGUCUGCUUCUGGCAGUAAUUCAGCUGGUGGAGCAUCUUCCUGUGAGACUAAUUCAAUGACUGGGCACUCAGCAGAAUAUAUGUCCAACGAUGUGCAAGAAAGGAAGCUCCCUGAUAACAGAAUCUCAUAUGGCAGGGAAACUACAAAUUUGAGGAAUCAACAAGCGUGUAAAAAAGCAGGGAGUAUAAGUGAUCAAGGAUUACCCUGUCCCAGUUCUUCUGCCUUGUAUCCUUCAUCUGGAAGGUAUUCCACAAAGUAUCCUUCACAAAGCAAUUCCGCUUACAAGAAUAACGAGUCUGUGAAUACUUGUACGUCUUCUGCAAAUUCUGCUGUGUUGGGAGGAAGUGGCUGCAGGUGGAAUGAUGACCUAAGGUGGAAUGAGGAGUCUAGGUGGAACAAGGACUCUGGUUGCAAUGAGGAGCCUAGGUGGAACGAGGACUCUAGGUGGAACAAGGACUCUAGGUGGGACGAGGACUCCAAGUGGAACCAAGAGCCUAGGUGGAACAAGGACGCCAAAUGGAGCCGAGAGCCUAGGUGGAACAAAGGCUCCAAGUGGAACCAAGAGCCUAGGUGGAACGAGGACUCCAAGUGGAACCGAGAGCCUAGAUGGAAUGAGGACUCCAAGUGGAACCGAGAGCCUAGAUGGAAUGAGGACUCCAAGUGGAACCGAGAGCCUAGAUGGAAUGAGGUCUCCACGUGGAACCAAGAGCCUAGAUGGAACAAGGACUCUAGGUGGAAUGAGGAAUCCAAGUGGAACCAAGAGCCUAGGUGGAACGAGGAGCCUAGGUGGAAUGAGAGCUCUAGAUGGAACCAGAAGUCUGGUUGGAACAAGGAGUCUAGCUGGAACCAGGAGUCUAGCUGGAUCCAAGAAUCUGAGUGUCAAGGAUUUGGGCAUCAAAAGUCAGGCUACAAGAGUGACUGGAGUUCACAUCAGUACUCAUUUUCUGGCAGUGGUUCAUACAGAGAUUCCCAGCGAUUCAGAAGCUCAGAUAAGAUGUUGUAUGAGGAUGACGUUGGUUUUAAUCCCAACAGAUUAUGAGGAAAAGACAUACCUACAAUGACCAGGAUACUCAAACAGUUGGCUUCAUCCAGAAGUUCAAAGUAAGAUUGUGAUUAGUUCUCAGGUAAAAUGAGUUACAUCAACAUAUUUUUUAAUGUAAGUGGAGAUUGUGUGUUGCAGAGGUAGUAUGCUCUGUUCAGAGGAGUUGAGUUCAUUUUGCUCAACACUUGUAUAAGGUGAAGAAUGCCUCUCUGAGGUGAACUGCCUCUCAGAGGACACUUUGCCUGUUGACAACUAAAUAGACCUGUGAGAGGGAGGAAAUUUUAUAGCACAAAAAAUUCCUGAAUGGAAAGGUUUGUUCUAGGUUAUCUUGCUACCCAGCAUCUUAUGUUGUGAUCAGAGUUUGUACUGUUCGGGUGGCAACCAUGGCAAGGGAAUUCAUUGACAGAAAAAAAUACCGGAAUGCACACGGAAUCAAACUUGGAUGGCAUUGCAAUACAUGAAAAUACUCCAAAUGGAUCAAACACAUUGAGAUAACUGAAACGUUAACAAAGAGCACGUUUGUUAUGUGACAAUUAUUAUUUCCAGUUAUUGUAGAAAUAUUCAUUAAUGUUAAAAACAGUGAUAUUCUAUUAAAAAUGAAAGAAUCUGCUUUGGAAAUAGAUUAUAAGAGGAAUUUAAAGGGAGUUGGAAAUAUGCUAAUGUAUUGGUGUCAUUGAGUCUGAGUUUGGGCAAAUGCAAACUAUGCUCAUGGUGCUAGAAUUAAUUAAUUAAGUAGGUAGUUAAUAGUAAAACUUUCAUUUUAAUAUUCUCUCUGCUCUAUAAUGUGAAGUAACAUGAAACAGAAGUAACUUUAAACGUUUUUAUCUCCCUUUUCUAGAACUAAAUAUUCAGAUAUUAGUCAAUAUGCUAGUAGAAACUAGAGGAAAAGAUUAAGGAGCAACAACAGCUGAAGUUGAAACACAGGAGCAGAUUCAAGAAUCUCCAUCUCUUGGCUUUCAGGAAAGAGACUGCAUUUAAUUCUGUGUUUGACUGGUUUUGGAAGGGGAAGGAGAGGUAGGGUUUAAUUUUUUUACCAUGUAAAAAAGUAGCUGGAACAUUCCUGCACGUAAUGGAGGUGAACAUACUAUUUUCUUUAGGCUUUUUUAAUGUAUUUGUUAUAUCUUAGGAUAUUACAGAAAAAAGUCUUUUGUUAUUUUUUGGAAAAAUGUUAAUUUCAUUCUGUCAGCAAAAAGCUAAUAAACAACCCUUUUAACUCACUUCCCAACUCAGAAAAAAAGAAAGGUUUACUUUCAUGUUACCUACUUGGGAAGAAUAUUCACUGAAAAUACAGGUCCAUUGCACGAAAAGGCAGGUUUACUUUUCUCUCCACAAAUGUAAGGCGAGUUCAGUUAAUUUAAGGCUUUAUAAUUAGCAUGUUUUUAGAAAUUGAUACACUACAUUUCUGUUCAGAUGAAGAAAGGAAAAUGUCACGGCAAAUGUUUUCUCUGUUUUAACAUAAUGCUGUAUGAGGAAAAAGUAAUCUGUUUUAGGGGAUUGGCAUGUAAUGGGACAUAUCACUUGCUUUCAUUUCUGCAGAGUAAGAGAGAUGUGUGAAAUAUAUGCAGGUUUUUUUAUCAUGUCGUUGAAUGAAGUGGUUACAAAUGGACUAAAAAAAUCUCAUUUGAUGGAUUGAUCCAUACUAAAAUAAAAAUUCUUGGUUCUUUCUUCUAGCAAAAGCUUACAGUGAAAUAGGAGAACCUAUAAGGCAAACAGCUGAUCAGAAAUACUGACCAGCUUAUGAUGUUUGUAAGUGAUCUGUUCUUAUGUUUUCUUUUCCCCACACUUCGGAGCCACAUGCUCAUAAAUGCCUGUCUUUAGAUGUCUACUUUAUAUAAUCAAAUCCAGCUUACAUGGAGCUAGAUAAAAGAAGUGAGACAGUUUACUCUCCAGCGUCUAUUUUCCUUUUCGCUGCUGUAUUGUGGACUAUCAUUUUUCUUCUCACCCAUGCCUGAAAUAUUUCUCUGUCUCUGUGCAUUAAAUACUUGUGCUAAACAAGGGUUACUCUUCACGAACUGUCGAAAGGUCUUUUUGUGUUCACUAAAAUAGCUUUUUGGAUCUUGUCAUGUAAAUCUUAACAAAAAGGCUACAAAGCAAUUUGUUAGAGCAUAUAAAUUUGAUUCCCUAAAAUUCUCCUUCUGUAAUUGUUUUGCUUGUGCAUCAGAAAAGAUCCACUCUCCUUUUUCAUUCCUGUUUACUACUUUGUCUUUUCAUUCUCACACUUACUGAAGGGUUUCAUUAGUUUCUAAUGGCAUAGUCUGAGUAGCUGUGCCAUAUGCUUUUAUCUGUUGAACUACAGAGCAGACCAUCUUGCUCUGGGAAAAGAUACUAUUUUCUACCACAGGUGCCUGCCAGAAUUUUGAUUUAAAACUCUGUAGGACUGAUCAGUUGUUAUCUACAUUUAAAAAUUGUCAGAAGUUAUUUACAUGAAUGUUACUGCCAUAGGGGGGGUUUUUUCCCACUGAAAGUGCAGCGUAUCUAA
Cuculus canorus (common cuckoo) is the source of this 4939-nucleotide messenger RNA. RefSeq lists its product as uncharacterized. Gene Ontology annotation, molecular function: double-stranded RNA binding; zinc ion binding; single-stranded RNA binding. The record is from RefSeq and is a predicted model, not a curated record. Gene Ontology annotation, cellular component: precatalytic spliceosome. The transcript is spliced from 16 exons. The coding region runs from base 1 to 2457 and encodes 818 amino acids. Lineage: Eukaryota; Metazoa; Chordata; Aves; Cuculiformes; Cuculidae.